UCAAAAUCUUAUUUUUUCUCAACUAUUUCUACAUGUAUACACAUAUGUAUAAAUAUGACCUUGAGAAAUAUAAUGUAAGGAAAUAAGCUGGAGAGAACAGUUUGCAAUUAGCGCAAAUCUGCAUUGACCCGACAUCUAGCGAUGUUUAAUUGCGAGUUAGUUUUUGCUGCGUCUGCACGAGCGAAUUUGAUCUCCGGUUACCGUCUUAUCUCGGUAAACAUUCCAGUUGACGCUCAGAGUUAUUCUCAGUGUAUAAUUGAUCUUCAUCGAUGCCCGGUGUAGUCAAAAAUCAAAACACAUAAAUGCACGCCACGGAGGAACAUAUCCAGGGCUUUUCGUUCUGGUUACAAUUUGUCAUCCAUCGCGGUGGUUCAAGGACGAUUUUACAUCUGGACGUCAUGGUCAGGAGUCUGGUCGGUUACAUUAACCUGACCAACGCUAUCGAGGUGAUCGAUAGCGUGUGGUUAAUGGCUGCGGGGCAUUUUCCCCCCGAGUUAGCGGAGGCCCGCUGGUUCUUCGAGGGUGCCCUGGAGUCAACGGGGCCAUUCGAGGUGGUUAUGGCCCCCAACCAUGAGCAGAUCGAAACGCUAUCAGUCUGCCUCAUGGAGAAGGCGGAAAGUUUAUUACGUGACUGGACACGAGCAUUGAUGAGGCUCCAGUAGGAUGCCAGCGAGGGGUCACCACGUCCACCCGGCGAGGGAUGUCCAAAAUGAAAUAAUAAUAAUAAAUUAUUAACGAAUAUAUUCCGCUGGA
Microplitis mediator is the source of this 753-nucleotide messenger RNA. RefSeq lists its product as uncharacterized. NCBI's taxonomy places the organism in Eukaryota, Metazoa, Arthropoda, Insecta, Hymenoptera, Braconidae. The transcript is spliced from 3 exons. The record is from RefSeq and is a predicted model, not a curated record. The coding region runs from base 303 to 662 and encodes 119 amino acids.